AUGGGUUGUUUAAGUCUCUUAUCAACUAUUUUCGUUCUUCUUUUUCUUCUUAUGGUCCCCAUUAAUGGAAAACCUCGAGUCCCUGCAUUGUUCUUCUUUGGAGACUCUACUGUUGAUGUUGGCAAUAACAACUAUCUACCUACUUUUGUUAAAGCAAACUAUCUUCCUUAUGGAAGAGACUUUGUGAAUCACUAUCCAACCGGAAGAUUUUCCAAUGGAAAAGUUAUUAGUGACUUCGCAUCUGAAAUCUUUGGAUUUACCUCCUAUCAACCUGCUUACCUCAGUUUAUAUAUCAAAGGAAAGAACAUCUUGAAUGGGGCUAACUUUGCCUCAGCUGGUUCUGGUUACCAUGAUUCUACUGCCAAAUUAUUCCAUUCGCUUUCAUUGAGCCAACAAUUGGAACACUAUAAGGAGUACCAGAAGGAUUUAAUGAAAAUAGCAGGGAGAACAGAUGCAUUGUCAAUUAUAAAUGGUGCUUUAUAUAUGGUUGGUUUUGGAAGUGGUGAUAUUUUAUUGAAUUAUUACCUAAAUCCAUUGCUUCGCCUGGUUUAUACUUCUGAUCAAUUCACAGACAUUCUUGUGCAAAAUUAUGUCGAUUUCAUCCAGAAUUUAUAUGCACAAGGAGCAAGGAAAAUUGCUGUGAAAACAUUAACUGCGAUAGGUUGCUUGCCUGCAGCCAUUACCGUGUUUGAUUCUGCCUAUAGCAACACAUGUGUGGUGGAAUUGAACAAUGUUGCUCUUAGCUGUAAUCAAAAGCUGAACACCACAUCUGUGAACUUGAGAAAAAUGCUUCCCGGUCUCAAUUUGGCUCUCCUUGACGGCUAUCAACCUCUUUAUAACCUAGUCACAAAACCCUCUCAAUAUGGAUUUACUGAAACAAGGAAUGGGUGUUUUGGGACAAGCUUCCUAGAGAAAACUUCUACUUCAUUUAAUAAUAAAAAUACCUUUAUAAAAUUAUGUCCUAAUGCAUCAAAAUAUGUAUUCUGGGAUGCUCUUCAUCUCUCAGAGACUGCAGUCAAGUUUGUGGCGUCUGAGAUGUUUUCUAAUGCCAUCUCUCUUAUACCGUAA
This is a messenger RNA of Vicia faba (fava bean), 1068 nucleotides long. Lineage: Eukaryota; Viridiplantae; Streptophyta; Magnoliopsida; Fabales; Fabaceae. The record is from the annotation of a GenBank genome assembly.